AUGGACUCGAAACCUUUCAAACCGAGCGUAAAAUCGUCCCAUGAAGCAGCCGCGUCUUAUGUUCGUCAACCACGACAACGUAUUGCUUCAAAUUACCUUCUAGUUUGGAUAGAUACCAGUAUCGACCAAACAAACAAGGACUGCAAAAACACGCUGGCUCACUUGAAGAAUGUGAUCAACGACGUUAAACUAUGCACGCAACCGGAUCAAUGUGUCCAAGUACUCAAGCAAUAUGCUCAUGAAAGAGCCUUUGUUAUAACAUCAUCCGCAUUAGGUCAACAUUUGAUUCCUGAAAUCCAUGGCAUGCCACAGUUAGAUGCCAUUUACAUCUUCUGUGGCAAUAAAUUCAGAUAUCAAGAAUGGACACAAAACUGGACAAAAAUCAAAGGUGUGUAUACAAAUGUCAAAGACAUCUGUCAAGCAUUACAAGUAGCGCUUAAACAAUGCGAGCAGGAUACAAUUGCCUCCACUUUUCUUACGAUAAACGAAAUAGCUUCACCUGAGAAUUUAAAUCAGUUGGAGUCAGUUUUUAUGUACACACAACUAUUUAAGGAGAUCCUUCUUGAAAUCGAAUAUGAUCGCAAGGCAAUCAAGAACUUAGCAGCUUGUUGUCGCAAAGUUUUUAGUGGCAAUACUAUUGAAUUACAACUGAUUAAUGAAUUCGAACAUGAUUAUCGCCCACAAAAAGCAAUAUGGUGGUAUACUCGUGAGUGUUUUACCUAUAAAAUGCUCAAUCAAGCACUUCGAACAUUGGAUGCCGAUAUAAUCAUCAAUAUGGGCUUCUUUCUACGUGAUCUACAUCAACAAAUUCAACAGCUGUACGAGCAACAGGUUAGUGGUUAUGGUGCAAAGUCUUUUGUAGUUUAUCGAGGAUAA
Messenger RNA from Adineta steineri, 876 nucleotides. Lineage: Eukaryota; Metazoa; Rotifera; Eurotatoria; Adinetida; Adinetidae. The record is from the annotation of a GenBank genome assembly.